Messenger RNA from Drosophila hydei, 2741 nucleotides. It is a transcript of the gene Octalpha2R, whose product is annotated as alpha-2Db adrenergic receptor. Gene Ontology annotation, molecular function: G protein-coupled amine receptor activity. The transcript is spliced from 3 exons. Gene Ontology annotation, biological process: adenylate cyclase-activating adrenergic receptor signaling pathway. Gene Ontology annotation, cellular component: membrane. Bases 475 to 2574 code for a protein of 699 amino acids. Lineage: Eukaryota; Metazoa; Arthropoda; Insecta; Diptera; Drosophilidae. The record is from RefSeq and is a predicted model, not a curated record.
AAUGUAUUAUUAAAAGUAAUGUUAAUAAAUAAUUCUAUGAAAGCCGCUCGCGUGUUACGCUAACGCGACUUAAAGCAAAUAAGCACAUACACAAGUUUCGGUGCAAAACGGGUAAAAACAUAAUCGAAUAAUUGCAAAUCGCAAAACUAUGCUAGGCAUUAGAUAAAUUAUUAGAUUUAAUUGGGUGUUAGAACAAAAUUCUGAACGUAAUUGAAACGCGCGCAAACGAAUGCAAAAUUGCCGGCCGCAUUUUCAAAUUUAAUUAUAAAAACAUAAAUAUAUUUAUUUAUAUAAACAAACAUAUAUUCAUACAUAUAUAUAUAUAUAUAUGUAUCCAUGGCCAAGUGAAGCGGACAGCGCCAGCAUGGGACCAAUCCGACGCUAGACAAAGAUAGAAACACUUGACAACAGCUACAGCAACAGCAACAGCAACAACAACAGCAACAGACACAGAAACAGAAACAGAGCAGCAACAUGGACUACGCCAAAGUGGAGGCCAGCAUCAAUACGGGCAACAUCAGCAAUGAUGACUUCCUGGCAGUAUUCUCAAGCGGUGCCUCAAUAACAACAACUACGGCAGCAUCAUCAUCACUGACUCAUGGAAAUCCAGCUGGCACACUCAAUCCUCCGCUGGUGACCGUCGAUGAGCAGGUGCAACUGCCGAAUCUGCUGGAGAUGCCGCCGCCGGUGAAUGAUACCAUCUAUCUGCUGAAUGGCAGCUUCUACAACAACAGCCUCCAGAUGGCGGGCAGCUAUUACAAUCAGUCGACCGCUAAUAUGAGCUUCGGCCUGUUGGCCAACAGCAGCAAUGGCACGGAAGUUCACUGGGAUGGACGCUAUCCGAGCGGCUAUACGCUGACGCAUAUUGUGAUCGCGUCGAUCAUUGUGACCAUUCUGAUGAUCAUUAUUGUGGUGGGCAAUAUGCUGGUGAUCAUUGCGAUAGCCACUGAGAAGUCGCUGAAGAAUAUACAGAACUGGUUCAUUGCCUCGCUAGCCGUGGCUGACUUCUUUCUGGGCCUCAUCAUAAUGCCCUUCUCGCUGGCCAAUGAGCUGAUGGGCUACUGGAUCUUCGGCAGCUGGUGGUGUGACAUACACUCGGCCAUGGACGUGCUGCUCUGCACAGCCUCGAUCAUGAAUCUGUGCCUCAUCUCGCUCGAUCGCUACUGGAGCAUCACUAAGGCCGUUGACUAUCUCAAGUCCCGUACGCCCGCCCGAGCGGCUGUCAUGAUCACGGCGGUGUGGAUAAUGUCGGCACUCAUAUGCAUUCCGCCGCUGCUGGGCUGGAAGGUCAAGAUGCCCGAGGGUCCACUGCCGAAGUGCGAGCUAAGUGAGGACAUUGGUUACGUGCUGUACUCGGCGCUGGGCUCCUUCUAUAUACCCAGCUGCAUCAUGGUCUUUGUGUACAUACGAAUAUAUUUUGCCGCGAAGGCGCGAGCGAGACGCGGCAUUAAAAAACAUCCGCGCAAAACAAACAACGAACAGGUAACGAGCUUCACCACCGCCAACAAGAAAGGAACAAUACCGAUGCCAUCCUCCAGCGGCGCAACGCAGCUGCAGCUGCACCAGCAGCGACAAAUCGCCACCAUUGAGACCCCACCGAAUAGCGCGACGAUACCCAUGCAAAUUCCGACAGUCACCAUGGAUUUGGCCUCCGAUAUAUCCACCUCGGAAGCCGGCGAGCUGGAGGCUGUUGCCGCUCAGACGGUGCUGGCCUACGCCAAUCCCAAUGGUGGCUCCAACUCAGCCACAGCACUAAGCAGUGGUCCCUGCUCGCCAAAGGAAACCCUGCAAGUCAGCACCAUUGCCACAGGCCGCGGCGUUGGACUCAAUGUGCCCGUGCCGCCGUCCAUGGGCAGCAACAACUCCAUCAAUGUGCUCAACAACAACAAUGGCUGCGUGGCAACAGACGCCGCUCGAGCCAAUACUCUUACUAGCCAUAGCGGAGCGACUGCAGCGAGUGGAGCAAGUCCUGGUGCGGCUAGCAGCAACGAGCUGCGUGUCUCGCCCAUUCCCGGACGCUGUCGAGCUCUCUCUGUGGGCGUUGACACGGAUAUGGUGAGUGAAUUCGAUCCUUCCAGCUCGGAUUCGGGCGUGGUCAGCCGCUGUGCGGUAGUCAAGCCCCUCAAGUUUCGCCUUUGCCAGCCCAUCUUUGGACGCAAAGCGAACCAGCAGCGCCGCAACGAGGCUAAGGCAGCCACAGUGGCAGCUAAGAACAACGCAGCAGCCGCGGCCAAAACCAAGGAGCUAGCCGCCAAAACCGAACUGGAACCAGCCAUACCCAAAACGCCAAAGCCCCGCGAUCCGGAGAAGGAAAAGCGACGCAUCGCACGCAAAAAGGAGAAGCGCGCCACGCUCAUACUGGGCCUGAUCAUGGGCAGCUUCAUCGCCUGCUGGCUGCCGUUCUUCUUUCUGUAUAUACUGGUGCCCGCCUGUAGCAGCCAUUGCAAUAUACCAGAGUCGGCGUUUGCGAUUGCCUUCUGGUUGGGCUACAUGAACUCGGCGCUCAAUCCGGCCAUAUACACCAUAUUCAACAAGGACUUCCGGCGCGCAUUCCGGCGCAUCCUGUUCAAGUGAUGUUUGGCCUACGUGUGCUGUUACAGGUGCGUUUAUGCGAGCAUCGAGAAGGCUACCGAACGUGCCAUGGGCAGCACACCCAUGGGCUAUGGGCAUGGCAUGUAUCAGCAUUACAGGCGUUAGUCUUGCUUGGUUUAUGCAUGCCCCUACCAGUAGAGGUAUUAUCA